GAAGAGGAGGAAGAGGAGAGGUGUGUGUGGCACACAGUUUUUGAGGAAGUCAAGAAACUGAAGAAAAUGGACGACAUAUGGCUAUGCGUGACGGAUUUUUUACCCGCAUCAAUGGUGAAAAAUGGGACUUAUUCCUUCAAGAUGGAUCGACGAGAGACAUAUCUGCACUAAACGAUGCUAGCCUGCUAGCUUGCUCUGUGAUGUUUGGUCCUCCGACACACAACGUUAGCUGUUAAGGUUAAACAUUUAGACACGGAGGACAGAACUUUUGAAUCCUCUUCCGUCUUUUUUUUUUUUUUAAAUUACCGACUAAUUGGAGUAACGUAGACUAAAACGGUUAACUUUACCAGGUGACGUUUGGCGUCUUGCUACACUAGUUAGCUGACUUUAGAUGCAGCUAUUAGUGUUAAAGCUAGCCCCCCCAAAAAUAUAGUUCAGCUAAUUAACAUAUCGUUAAUGAAUACCCUGAGUUUAUAUGACGUAACCAGCUUACACCGCCAUAAACGUGAAUAGUGCUACGAUAUUUGCAAACCAACGUUAGUUUAUGACGUUAACCUGCACGUUUCCAAUUUUAAGCAUCUUCAAAUAUGAGGUCGAAGAUAAGACAAAGUGUCUUACGUUUGCUAAAUCUUACGAGGUAACGAUAGGUUGAUUUUAAACUUUAUAACGACUACCUGAAGACAGGGACACUAUGACAUUUGAGGCCAUUUUCUCUUCCCCUAAAAUAGGUUCAUCUUUAGCUGGUACAUUUUUCCAGAGCAGUCUCAUCUAGUCUAGCUCAUUACUUCUAGAUAUGCGUCUUUCCUCUUUUCUGGCCGUGUUUAGGCCUGUUUUACCCCUCAUCCUCGGGCUGUCUCUGGGCUGCAGCCUGAGCCUGUUGAUGGUGUCCUGGACACAAGGGGACACCGACGACUCCUGUGGAGAUGAACUGGGCAAUGGGAGGCUGUUCAGGGCCCGAGGAGAUGCCCAGAGGGACUCGAGGGAUGGGGCCAGAGAUGAAGACGUCCAGCCACGGAUCGUGCCCUAUCACCAUGACCCAAACAAGCCGCACAAGAAAGUCCUCAGAACUCGUUACAUUCACACUGAACUGGGCAUCAGAGAGCGACUGCUGGUGGGUGUGCUGACCUCCCGGGCCACCCUCAACACGCUGGCCGUGGCGGUGAAUCGCACAGUCGCCCACCGCUUCCACCGCACCUUCUUCUUCACGGGCCUGCGCAGCCCCAAGGUGCCUCACGGCAUGGCCGUGGUGGCGCACGGCGACGACCGUCCGGUGUGGCUGAUGUACGAGACAAUCCGCCACCUCCAUCAGCACUACGGCUCCGACUACGACUGGUUCCUCUUAGCCCAGGACGAUACCUACAUGCAAGCGGAUCGGCUGUCGGAGCUGGUGGGCCACCUCAGUGCGGGCCAGGACCUUUACAUGGGCAGGGCGGAGGAGUUUAUUGGCGGGGAAGAGAAGGCACGCUACUGCCACGGCGGCUACGGCUACCUGCUGUCCCGCAGUCUGCUGGCCCGUCUGCAGCCACACCUCGACACCUGCCGUAAUGACAUCCUCAGUGUGAGACCCGAUGAGUGGCUGGGCCGCUGCAUUAUUGACUACCUGGGUCUCAGCUGUGUGGAGGUGCACCAGGAGAUGACCUACCGGUACUUUGAGCUCGGGAAAAACGCAGAUCCAGAGCGUGAAGAUGGCGUUCAGUUUAAAAAUGCCUUCACGGUCCACCCUAUAUCGGAGCCAAAUCUCAUGUACCGGCUGCACAAACGAUUCAGCCAGAUUGAGCUGGAAUGGACGUACCUGCAGAUACAACAGCUACAGGUGCAGAUCAACAACCUGAGUGACCUGACACCAGAGGGCAAAGCCGGAGUCACGUGGCCCAUCGGAAUCAACCCCCCCUUCAAACCAAGAACCCGUUUUGAGGUCAUAAACUGGGAGUACUUCACAGAGGAGCACAUCUACUCGUGCAUCGACAGCUCCCCCAAGUGUGAGAUGAGAGGGGCCGACCGCGCGGACGUGAACGCAGUGCUGGAGAUCGCGGUGGAGCGGCUGAACGAGCGCUACCAGCCCCAGCUUCGUUUCCGCAAGCGCCGUCUGCUUAACGGCUACAGGCGCUUCGAUCCCACGCGCGGUAUGGAGUACGUGCUGGACCUUGCGCUGGAGGCCUACACCCAGAAAGGCCACAGUCAAGUCAUCGCCAAACGGGUCAACCUGUUGCGACCGCUGAGCGCCGUCGAGAUUAUCCCCAUGCCCUAUGUGACUGAGGCAACGCGGGUGCAGGUCAUCCUGCCCGUUACUGCUCAGGAUCAGGACUUUGUGGGUAACUUCCUGGACAUGUACGUGAUGAACACGUUGGACACACAUGACAAUGUGUUACUCACGUUCCUGUUCAUCUACGAUCCCUUCGAUGCGCAGCGGGUCAGCGAGACCGACGUGUUCGCCGGCAUCAAGGCCAUGAUCGGGGAGGUGGAGAAGCGCUACGGAGACGUGAAGAUCCCCUGGAUCAGCGUGAAGACGGAGGUGCCCUCACAGGUCAAGCUGAUGGACAUCAUCUCUAAGAAGCACCCCGUGGACACACUGUUUUUCCUGGCCGGCGUGUGGACGGAGGUCAACGCCGACUUCCUGAAUCGCUGCAGAAUGAACGCCAUCAGCAACUGGCAGGUGUUCUUCCCCAUCCACUUCCAGGAGUACAGCCCCGCCGUCAUGUACCGCGACCAGCAGCCCUCCGCGGCCUCCUCCUCCUUCGCGUCGGAGUCGCUGCGAGACGGACACUUCGACCGUCACGUCUUCGACGAGGCCUGCUUUUACAACGCCGACUACAUGACCGCACGGACCAAGAUGGCCGCCGACAUGUUAGACAACGAGGAGCUGCUGGAAAGCAUGGACGUGUACGACAUAUUCGUGCGUUACUCGGGCCUGCACGUGUUCAGGGCCGUGGAGCCGGCGCUGAUCCAGAAGUACGUGAGGCGAGCGUGCAACCCACGAUUCAGCGAGGACAUCUACCACCGCUGCGUCCUCAGCAACCUGGAGGGUCUGGGCUCACGCUCACAUCUAGCCAUGGCUCUUUUUGAACAAGAGCAGGCCAACAGCACCUAGGAGCCUGCCUGGACUCGCACAGAGUAAUGUGAAUUAUUAUAUGGUACUUUUGUGACCCAUACAGGGAAAUUCACACCCUUAUAUUUGGCUGAAAGAGUUCAGGACCAGCUAAGGGACAGCAUCAUCUUGCUCAUGGACACUUUGACCAAGAAAAUAAGUUCUCUUCCAGCUGAAAAUCUCUUUGCUCAGAACAUAUGAGUACCACACCUUGACCUGACUCAUGAGUCUAUAACUUUGACUCAGUCUUGUCUAGACUUAUGAUGAGUGACGGAGGUGUCUGAACGGGAUUACUGUUACAUGUUUUCCUGCCAUUCUUCUUACAGGAGCUGAGCAACAAUAUUUAUACUUAAAAAUAUAGGAGGGUGUGUGUGUGUGUGUUGAAAUACAAAAACUUGAGCUUGAGUCUUCCCGAGUGAAGAUGUUUAAAAUAAUACUGGAAACAAACUGAAGCCGUUGGCUGCCUUUUCUUUUCUUUUUUUAAGAGGUAUUAAAGAGUGAUAUUUCUGUUCGGAGUUGUUUCUUUAUUCAGAAUAAUAUAAUGCGGUCUGUCCGGUCUGUCCGGUCUGUCCGGCAGCUCUUUACUGCAGCGCCUGCAGGCAGUGAACAGUUUGUUCCACAGCAGCCGGCCCCGCCUCGUCUCCCCACAUUGAGUCAGUAAAUCCCCACCCCGGCCCGGGCCUCCCUGGGUUUUUUUGGCAAGUGUUUCUGUACACACAUGUCUUUAGGGAGAGAAGUGAACUCAGUGGCCAGGGGGGGAGGGUCGUGUCUAGCUAGCCAAGGUCCCUAUAGCCUAGUGGUGUGGGUGGCUAACCUUCACAGCGAGGUGGUUGAACAAGCUGAAUGGAUCACUUCACUCUGCCUCAGACGGUCUCACUGAGGCCCCUUAACCUCCCCCCCACCUCCCACCCACAAAACUUCUCCAUGUUGUCGGGAGAGUAGCGGAGCAGCCGGGUGAAAGAGGCUCUUUCUGAGGUGGGGAGCGGGGCCGUGGAGAGGGCCUCCACCUGCUCCCUCGUGGUGAGGCCGGCGGACAAUACAAUGCCUGUCUGCCACCUCAUGAGGAACGGAAAAAUGUAACCCACCAAUGAGCUCGGGCACAAAGUCAACAUGUUACUGAGUGUGAGAGUGUUCCUUUAAUGAAGGGCUGCUUACUUAUUUGCAUAAUUGGUUCCUGCAUCUGCAGAACAGUUAACAGCAUAGAAAUGGAAUGUGGGGGAAAAAACAUAAUCUGCUUUUUAUGGAGUGGAGUGCUUUUGUGGUGGAAAAGAAUAAAGACGUGGAUAUCAAAGGGUGCAUUUGAGUAAUUUUGCCCAUGGAUGUUUGAGAGUUCUUAAAAAAUGAAAUGAGUUUUAUCAUUUACCCGUAAUUAAAGAGUCCAGGUAGGUGACACUCCUUGAGACCUCAGAUACCUGUUAUUGUCAGCAGAAAUACGUAGGUAUACUUAAGUAUAUGUGCUCUUUUGUUUUCCUCAUAUCUAGUCAUCGUAUACUGUGCAGCAUUAGCACACAGAGCAAAAUCUAUAUACUAUCAACAGUACACUGAAUAUAUGAAAGUUGAGAGAUUGCUAGAUUUAACAUUUUACUCAUAGAAAUUCAAAAUAUUUUGGUCUGUGCUUGGACUUAAAGUAUAUGAUUAUAUGUAUGUAAAAAUAGCUAGAUAGCUGUUAUUUAAGAAGUCAUAAUACGUAUAAAUUAAAUGGCUAAAAGAAUUUUGCCCCCUUUUUCAGUUUUGUCUCAAGACUUCAUUUAGUGUUUUAUGACCUUUAGAUGUGGAAACAAGAGGCACUUCAACUACUUCAUAUCUUUCUUUAAUCCCAGUGACAUUUUGUACUGUCAUUGAUUCUUGGCUAUUAUUUCUACAAAAUGCUGAAUCAUCACUUCAAAAUAAAAAGGACAACCUAGCGUUACUAAACUAGAUAUAAACCAAAAUUCAAGCCUUAAUUUCAUCAUGUUUCAAGGAUCAGUCCUCCAGUUUGUCGUUAGGAAUAAGUAUUUAAGUAUAUUUCCACCUUGUAAAACAUUUAGAAGUAAUGCAGCUUUAAGAGGAUUAGUUUAACACAUUAAUGUGUACAUUUUUGCAGCAAAGCACCUGAAGAAAUCUAAUCAGUUUCUAUUAUGUCCACAUCAACACGUCACGUCCAUAAAGGUGAAAUAAAGACGCUUUAGAUAUCAUGGCAUUUACAAACUUUGGCAAGCGCUUCUUUAUUUACA
Anarrhichthys ocellatus (wolf-eel) is the source of this 5298-nucleotide messenger RNA. It is a transcript of the gene chpf2, whose product is annotated as chondroitin polymerizing factor 2. The transcript has 4 exons. Gene Ontology annotation, cellular component: Golgi cisterna membrane. NCBI's taxonomy places the organism in Eukaryota, Metazoa, Chordata, Actinopteri, Perciformes, Anarhichadidae. The coding region runs from base 794 to 3088 and encodes 764 amino acids. Gene Ontology annotation, molecular function: glucuronosyl-N-acetylgalactosaminyl-proteoglycan 4-beta-N-acetylgalactosaminyltransferase activity. The record is from RefSeq and is a predicted model, not a curated record.